GCGCCUUGUUCAGGUUUCUCCAACAAUCAAAUCAACAUUCAAUCAUUCCGAUCCUACAAUACAAGGAGUCGACCUUUAACCUUGGUUGCGUCUCUCCAUCAAUCCAACUUGCACCAUUCACGUAGUCGUGCAUAGGCCAGUUACCAUACACCAACCCUCGCCGGACAACAUCUUGCACGUUAUACCAGCCAACAUAUCCCACAUUCUCAAUUGACUCCGGCUCUGUCGCCUGCUCCAAGAGAUCCAAGCUGAGGUUACCCACCAUGUCGCGAAGAACUGGAGCGACCAAUGCGGGCGAGAAAGAGACGUCGGUGCAGCCGACGAACAAUAGUCAAGAGAAGCAAGCCAUGCUACUUGCUCAAGACAGCGGCCAUUUCAGCAUGAUUAGAGCACUGCACUUGGCCGACCUGAUCACCGAGAUGAAUGGCUUUUGCGGAUUCAUGUCCAUCCUCUCCUCAAUGCGAUACUGCCUGGGCGACCCUCAAGACCUCAGCAACCUUUGGUUCGCAUUCGCGCUGAUGCCAUUCGGCCUGUUCUUCGACUUCUUCGACGGUAAAGUCGCACGUUGGAGGAAAAAGUCCUCAUUGAUGGGGCAGGAGCUGGAUUCGUUGGCUGAUCUGGUGUCGUUCGGAGUGGCCCCUGCCGCCGCGGGAUUCGCCAUAGGCUUUCGCACAGGCGUCGACCAGUUGUUUCUCAGCUUCUACGUGCUCUGUGGCCUGACGAGACUGGCCAGGUUCAAUGUGACGGUCGCCAUGCUUCCCAAAGACAAGACAGGAAAAUCAAAAUAUUUCGAAGGCACUCCCAUCCCAUUUGCUUGCCUUACCACCUCGGCGAUUAUGGCGACAUGGACCUACACGGGUUUGAUCCACAAUUCUAUACCGCUGGGUACGGCCUUGUCCGGCACCGCGCUCGAGUUCCACCCCGUCGCUCUUCUUUUCAUCAUCAAUGGAUGCCUUAUGGUCAGCAAGACACUUCAUGUUCCUAAGCCUUGAUAGAGCGGGAAUGAGCUGCUGAGCGGAUGAAAAUGCGUUCGUUGGAAAUGAAGGUGAGGGGGUUUCUUGUUUUCGGGGUCGGGACCAUCGAUAGAACACCAUGAGAAAGCGUCUAUGCAUGCAUAUGGCGAUGGUAAUGAGAAUACGGAUUCGCUGAAAGGAGCAGCAAUAAUCCGAGAAGCGAAUGCGGAUGCAACCUGCUCAAGCGAGUGAAAAAAAUCAAGCAGCAAGUUUUUGAUUGUUUCUGGCCUGCUCUUUCUCCGAUGUGAUGUGACCUUUGGAAGUGAACGCGCUGAAACGUCAGAUAGCGCUGCUUAUGACCGAGAACCCUGCUCACUACAAACCACUGCACUUGUUCCAGAUCGAGUACCCGUUUCAUAUGUGCUUACGAGGAGGCUUAAGCGGUUCGAGUGGAGUACUAUGUUAUCUUGUCUGUGGCCUAACCGGAGGUAUUAGUACAGUAUUUUGCCUGAGAGCCCGACUGCACGUCGUCAUGCAGUGCAUCAUGCCGAACGAUCUACAGGACUACUAGGAUGAGACUAAGUCCCUAGUUAGUCCUCGGAACGAAACAAUCCAUGAUCGUCGAGAUGAUGUAUGUGAAGCCCAUAAAGCCCAUACAUACUGUUCAUCUGACCUGCUCCCUCGCUCGGUACUUUAAGCAAAAUCUGCAAGAGUAGAGUACUUUUCCUUCCACAAAUCUGCAGCCACCAUGCCAGUGGACGAGUUGAAGUUACUUCUGCAUUAUUGGCUCCAGUCCCAAUCACCGUACUGCAAAAAGUAAAAGGGGUCGUCCAUGAGCGUAUUCGUAUUUUGUUGUUCAAGUGACAUGCCAGUGGUGGGGAAAAGAAGGUCGGAAAAGUUGGUCGCCUCCUGAGCGGACGAGAAAGGCUCUGGCUCGGCGCCGAGCGUCGUGGGAGGGUUGAAGGGGUUGCCAAUAUUGGGGUUCAAGUUGGGCUGCUGUUGAGAAAUAUUUGAGGGCGCGG
Exophiala dermatitidis NIH/UT8656 is the source of this 1975-nucleotide messenger RNA. Its product is annotated as phosphatidylserine synthase. Gene Ontology annotation, cellular component: membrane. The coding region runs from base 264 to 992 and encodes 242 amino acids. The transcript has 5 exons. NCBI's taxonomy places the organism in Eukaryota, Fungi, Ascomycota, Eurotiomycetes, Chaetothyriales, Herpotrichiellaceae. Gene Ontology annotation, molecular function: phosphotransferase activity, for other substituted phosphate groups. The record is from RefSeq and is a predicted model, not a curated record. Gene Ontology annotation, biological process: phospholipid biosynthetic process.